CUCCCUCUCGGCGUCCUGAACGUACCUCCAGAACUGCAGGGUCCUUCAGGUUGCCGUACAGUGACUCGUGAAUGGCCUUCUCACGGCCGAUCUCCCAACUCGUCCUUACCUGAGAAUGAACAGAGCUAGGACAGACAGCAUGCGCUUGGUCUUGGAGUCCAGCCUGCAGCGCACACACAUGGAGGGGAGGGGAUGGAGGGGUCCUCGCGAGGGAGGGGAGGCGCGUGUACGUGUCUCUGUGUGUGCACCCUCUUACUGACUUGGCGCUGCGCACCUCGUCAAGUGGGAGCUUGGUGUGCAUGAUGAGAAAGUCCCGCAGACGCCAGACCUCCCUCUCGGCCUCCUGGACGUACCUCCUGAACUGGUCCUUCAGGUUGCCGUACAGCGCCUUGUGAACGGCCUUCUCACGGCCGAUCUCCAACUCGACCUUAGCUGAGAAUUAAUCAACCAACAGAGAGAGCAUCAAAUCAACCAACAGACAUACCGUAUGUACCAACCAACCAACCGCCUGGUCGUUCGUUCCUCCCACUUAGCUUACUGAGGGCAGAGUCCUUGGCCGUCAGCUCUUCCUCCACACGCGCCAAUUGAGACUCCAACUCGUGGCGCUCACACACGGCAGCCUGCUGCAGACUCGACCAAGUGACGACCAUCCAUCCAUUCCAUUCGCCCUGCCUGGCCGCCCGCCCGACGAGUGCGCGCAUUCACUGACUGACUGACCUUCUGGUGGGCUAGGCGCUGUUCGGUCUCGAUGUGCGCCGCUCUCCGUCGGUCGGCCUCUUCACUGGCCGCCCUGACGGCAGCCUGGGCCGCCUCGAGAGCCGACAUCUUGGAUGCCUUCAACGCCUGAGGGCACAGCACAAACAAACAAACAGUCGAGAGACUCAGAUCCAUGGCUAUGGACACAGACAGACAGGCAUCUAUCUCAUCUAUGUGUAUGUUCAUGCACCGCACCGCACCCACCUUGAUGUGUUCCAGCAUCUGGGAGUACUUCUGGUUGGCAACGCGGAUGCGCUCGGCUUGGACGGACAGCAUGCGCUUGGUCUUUGAGUCCAGCCUGCAGCGCACACACAUGGAGGGGAGGGGAUGGAGGGGUCCUCGCGAGGGAGGGGAGGCGCGUGUACGUGUCUCUGUGUGUGCACGCAGUUACUGACUUGGCGAGUUCUGCCUUCUUGACUUUCAUCUCACGACCUUGUCCCACAGAAAACUGCACAGACAAAUGCACAAGCGCACAACACACAACACACCAUACAGGCAUCGGAAACGUGUGUGUUCCGUCCGAUGCGGCGGUCUCGGCGCCAAUGGUAAAGUCGAUGCCGCUGAGGAGCUCAUCAUCCGUGCUGCCUGCCUCGACCUACGCGCAGCAAUUAUAUACGAUGGAUGAGUCCAGUGCGAGUGUGUUAGCUGGUGCGUUCGACGCACCUGGUUUCGUAUAUCGUUGACGGUCUUGAGCUGGUCGCAUGCGAGAUGCAACUGCUCGUCAAGACGAUUCUCCUCCCCCAACUCAACGUGCAACGCCUGAUACACACAGAGGGUCCCUUAGGUCCUGUAUCUCAGCACAGUGGGUGUGCGCGGGGGUGUCUGUCGGGGGACGGUAGGAGGCUCAGGAGGAAGAAGACGCUCGACGGGACCAUCCUACAUAGAUGGCCCCAAGACAGACAGACAGACAGACACGAUCAAUCGGCGUAUGUAUGGUACAUACAUAUGUCCCUCCCUCCCUGUCUGUGUCUUGUCAAGUGGUGCGUGCGUGUGUGUGUGUGUUCUAUUACCACAUUGCCAUCUGGUGCGUGCAUCGGCAUCUGGGUCUCUCGGUCACGCUGACACACGGCCAGACACACACUCUCUGUGUGUCUCACAGUGUCUGUGUCGCUCCUAGAUGGAUCCAAGACAGACACGAUCAAUCGGCGCAUGUCCCUGUGUCGGCGUAUGUUCUAUUACCACUUUGCCAUGUGCGCGGCCAGACACACACUCUCUCUGUGCUUCCGUGCGUGCCAUUGUGGUGCGUGCGCUGUGUCGUCACCUGAGCAGCCAAGGGCUCUUGUGUUUGACGCUUCGGAAUCACGCUGACGAGCUGAUCGAUGUACCAGACAAACACACGGGACCAGAUCGGUUGACUUGUCGUGUGGUUGUUUGUGCGUCCAUUGCAUUGCGUACCCUCUCCAGUGCAUAGAACUGUUUUCUUGGUCGAAGUGUAUGUCUUGAGGGACCGUGAACGGAGGCCUGAAUAUCAGCAGCAGAAUGCAGAAAGACGCACAAUCGUCCGAGGUAGGUACUCGUCGUUGCAGUUGGUGAGUCUGUUUGCGAUGGAUGGCAUCUACGCGGCAAACGAACGACUCGCCACGGCCAUAUACAUACACUCACUGGCUGGCUGCGUGGCGUGUGAGUAGCUGACAUACUUGGCGCAGCUUGGCUGCCAGCCAGUGCUUCGACAGCUCCCACGGGUACCUGCCCACAAACAAACAAACAAGACACACAGCAUGGCAUUGCAUUGCAUUGCACGCAUUCCAUUCCGACAAGGGAGGUAUAGAUUCCCUCACAACAAUACCCUUUUACCUGUUGGUCGCCUUGUCAGCGGGGUUGGUUCUCAGUUAGCACGAGAAAUAUAAAAUGUAGGCGGCGAUCUGCAGAGGAGGAGACAUGGUGACAGAGGAGGAGACACAAUAUGCAUGGCUUUGUCCGACGCGUGUCGUGUCGACACAGGAGCGAGUUCUCUUACUUCGUGACUUCUUGCGCGCAGCGGCCGCUGCAGCCGCACCGGCUGCACACACAACACACACAGCACUGCCUGUGUGCUUGAUGCUGCUGUGGGUGUGGGUUUGCGUGUGGCUUACCCUCCAGCAGGCCGAAGAUUGAGUCGUCCAGGUUGACCAGGCCCCUCAGCGAGCGGCGGACUGCCGCUUCAGCUUUGAAGCUGCCGGUGUCGUUUUCUGUCUUGAGCUUUUUCUUGCCACCGCCCCCUUGGCCGCCUUUCUGCUGAUCGCCGUCCUCAUCAGACGGCUGCUGCUGGUCUCUCUUGCGCUUGGGGCGGGAUGGCGGCGUGGGCGGCUCAGGUUGGGCAGCGACGGCAGCGGCAGCAGUCACCACACGAACGCGGCGACGCGGCCUCUCUCUCACAGGGCUCGCAGCGGCCGUCUCGCCCGCGGCCUUGCUCGGCGCCAUCUCGACAUCGCCAUCUGCAUCAACACUGACAUCUCCAUUUCGGCGCCUCUUGCUGACGGGCUCGUGUGCCCACACACAAACGAGCGAAACAAGACACACAGCAGGCAGCCAGGCAGGCAGGCAGUGAAUUGCAACACGCUUUCCAUUCCGACACGGGAGGGAGGGAGGUAUAUAUAGAAUCCCUCAGUGACUGACUGACAACAAUGAAUAUCUAUAUGCCCAUUUAUUUACUUACCUCUUGGUCGUGCUGUCGGCGGCUUCUCUCUUCACUGCGUCCAGCGCCUCAGGGACUUGAACCCGCACACCGUCGCUGGCGCCACUCGCCUCAUAGCGCCGCACAAACUCUGCACACAACCACACAAGGACACACACACACACACACACACGAGUGCGUGUGGGUCAUGCAUGUCAUGGAUCGACGCCUCACCUUCUAUCUCGCACAUUACCCUGAAGUGCUCCGCCGCCCUGACACAUCAAAACAUGGGCCGGAACAGUACACGGAGAGGCGCAGACAUUCAGGGAUGAAUGACCCAAGCUCGCGUGUGUGGCGUAUUUUCACUCACAUGAGCUGCUCCCUCAGGCCAGCACAGCUGCGGCACACCUGAGGACAGCCGACCAGAAAGUAGCACACAACACAAAACACACGCGUCAAGUCAAGUCAAGUGUGUCUGUCAGGCUGGCUGGCUGAUAUUCCCUGCUUGGCUGCCUGGCUGGCUGCGUGUGUAUGUGUACCUCGGUGUGGGCGGCGGCAGUGGGACUCGUGGUUGAUGAGGCGGGGGUAGGGCGGGAUGCGCCACCUGAUUGAUGUAUGUGUACACACGUACAGUACCUUGUCUCUCUGUGUGUGUGUGUGUGUGUGUGUGGUCUCUCUGUCUCCCACCCCCACCCCCACCUCCACGCCAAACCACCGCACCGCCCGCACUCACCUCUGUCUGCUGCGCCAGGGGGAACGAUGGCCAUUGCACUCGGGAACCGGAACUUCCGAUACCCAGCUGUGACUGCAGAUACAUACCAUACACACACAUACAGACAUACACGUGUGAUUCCGUAUGCUGUGCUACUGACUGACUGACUGACUCACCAUCGGUGACGGUGAGAAAGGCGGCAUUGAUGGCGGGGUCCAGCACGCCCUCCAUCGUCACGACCAUCCUAGUGUCGUCCGCUACGCGCAGGUCGGUCAGCACGUGGCGCAGACAGCCAUCGCUGAAUCAACAACACACAAGCAUCGACAGUUGUGUUGUGUUGUGAGGUGGCCAGUCAGUUGGUCGGUCCAGCGAUCGUCGCUCUCACCCCAUCAGCUGCGCCAGAAUCGACAUCGGGAAUCUGUCGGUCGCACACACAACACAACACAACACAACACAACACAACACAGCACAAAGGAAGGGAUACAUACACCGGCAUCAGGGAGAUCAAGAAUGAGUGCACCAAGACGAGCUGACUGACUGACUGACUGACUGACUGACGCACACACAUCCGACUGGCUGGUAUGUAUCCUUACAGAGCAGUGAGCCUGGCGCUCUCCAGUGACGUCUUGAGCAAAGAUGCGAACCCAGGAUUGGCGAAGAUGCACAGACCGCUCUGUUUGUUGGUGACACACACAGACAGACAGAAAGGAAGAACAACCUUGACAGACGAACCAACGCACCAUCCAUCCCUCCCUCCCUCUGCAGUCUGCCUGCCUGAUGCGGUCAGUGGCCUGUCCUGUCUGUGCUGUCUCCCAUCCCACUCACUCACCUUGACGUCGAACACGCCGAAGCCAUCGACCUGCGUCUGCGCCAGCGUCAUGAACCCCCGCCAAAGACCCUCUAGCCCGGGAGGGAGCAGGCCACCCGACAU
Molecule: messenger RNA, 4992 nt
Organism: Vitrella brassicaformis
Lineage: Eukaryota; Vitrellaceae
Source: the annotation of a GenBank genome assembly